This is a messenger RNA of Drosophila takahashii, 2870 nucleotides long. RefSeq names its product TATA box-binding protein-associated factor RNA polymerase I subunit B (gene TAF1B). Lineage: Eukaryota; Metazoa; Arthropoda; Insecta; Diptera; Drosophilidae. Gene Ontology annotation, cellular component: RNA polymerase I core factor complex; RNA polymerase transcription factor SL1 complex. The record is from RefSeq and is a predicted model, not a curated record. Gene Ontology annotation, biological process: nucleolar large rRNA transcription by RNA polymerase I; RNA polymerase I preinitiation complex assembly. Gene Ontology annotation, molecular function: RNA polymerase I core promoter sequence-specific DNA binding.
CAAAACGUGCGAUUUGUUUACAACGCGGACUGCAUUUGACUUGAAUAAUAUUAAUUUAAUAUAUAGCAAAAAUGGAGGAGGUUCUUGACACGAUGCAGCUGGAGAACAUGCAGUGCGAUGUGUGCGGGGAGAAGACCUUCCAGGAGCGCGAGGGCUUCUACUACUGCGUGGAAUGCGGCACUCAGAAGGAUCAGAUUCGAGCGGUGGACAUUACCGCCGAGGAGAACUUCAACGAGACCACCGCCGGAAAGUAUGCCUCCAGGACGAUCCGCCAGCCAAAGGAUGUGGCCAAGAAGGAGGAGGACAACGAACUGACCUCGUGGGAGUUCUACAACUACGUGUUGCGCGGCUUCCUCCAGGAGCUGCUCAACAUGGGCGCCAAGCCGGAGCUCAAGCUGAUGACCCUGCAGGUUUGGGCGGCCUACUUGGGCCGCAUGGAGGUGGCCUUCUGCCGGGGCAACAGGAUGGGGCAGCCCAAGCUGAAUGUGAGGGCACUGCUUAGAGAUGCCCGCAUCAUAUACAAAUACAAGCCGCCUAAGGUCAACAGAGGCAAAAGGAACCGCUUGUCAGGCGACCCAAAUGAUGAGCGCUCCAAGUUUAGAAUGUGGAACAGGACCAAGCGCAAUCUCGACGCCUCGGGUUACAAGAAGGUCGGAGAAGGUCCUUCAGAGUCCGAGGGGGAACAAAGUCUCGCCCUCCAAUGGUCCGUGCAUGCUCGCAAAUCCCUGAAGCGCCAUAUGUCACUGAAACACCUGGACAGGCACAGUCGGGACAGCAAAGCCAGCUUGUCGUGCCACGGUUUGCGACCCAAGGCCAAGACACUGCACGCCUUUGAACGCAACAUGUACUGCCUGAACAUCACCAAAUUGUACAUUGUUCUGGGCAUUGCCCUUAAUAUGGUGGAGGACGAUAUACAGCUGACGGACCUGCUACGCUUCAUAGACGAGGAGCACCUGACCAAGCGAUACAUGCUCACCUAUCUGCCCGAAAAUGUGGCCACUAGGGGAAAGGCGCUGCUCAACGAUAUGGAGUUUGGUAACCACAAGGACAAGUGUACCUACAGGCUUUUGCGUCUGAACAUAGCCUACAUGUCGCGGUACAUAAACCUAACUGAGUUCCAGAAACCGAAUCUGCACUCCCUGGCCGAGCGCUACAUCAUGGAACUGGGUCUUCCGCCUCGCCUAGUUAAGUACGUGGGCGAGCUGAUCGACCUGUAUCCGCCAAAGUUCGCCAACGCCACGGGUCCACACUCGUACCCGCAGUACGAGGCCAGGACAAUGGCCUACAUCCUGUACGCCAUGAAGCUGCUCUUCGGUUUGGAUGACAUCAAGGAGCAAAAGAUAUCCGAAUCGGCUGCAAAAAUCAACGAACAACUACUGGAAGCCGACGGAGCAGCAGCUCCUUUCCUUUUUGUUUUCACCGAGUGGAUGCAGUUCGUGGAUAUACGGAAAGUAAUUAUCUCACAUUACAACCAGAGCUUCGCGCGACGCUUUGGGGUUCCCACCCAGAUGGGCAGGCAGGUGGAUGACAUCCUGGUCAAGGAGCGGAAGGAAAAGGAGCUGGGCUACGAUGAAACCCUGGCAAAUCCAGCAAUGCAGCGUCAGCACGAAAACCUGACGCACAUCUUCGAAACAAUGCUAAGGGAUCACUUUGGCGAGUCGAUUCAGGAAAGUGUAGAUAAUGAUCGCAUUGAAUUCCAGCCCAGCCUGACUCCCGCUCACUCCUAUUUUAAGAGAAUCCUACUCCAAGCCUCGCGGCCCGAUGGUGAGAAAAUGAGCUUGAGGAUACCAGACAACAUGCACGUGGAUCACUCGCAGCGAGACCUUGAUCCCUUUGUUCUAGAAACUAAAGAGCUCUCGCAGUACUUGGCCCAGCGCGGUCUAAACCUGCGAGUGGAGGAGGUCGCCUGUCAAGAGAAGAUACAAAAAGUAGGCCUCUUCCGUCCACUGCAGCAUGUGCGAUGUGAGAAUCGGGAGUUCCGCGCCAACUGUGACAUUAAAACUGAGACGUGGAUUGGUGAACUAAAAAGGAAGGAAAAACGGCCGGACUUUCGAUUUGUUCAGCCCACUGGACAAUAUCAUCCUUAUUAUCUGAAAAAAUUACAAAAGCUCAAGGGAAAGCGUGAGAGACUGGAGAUAAAUAAUCCUUACUGGGAGAUAACCAAGGCGCCAAGCUUCCUACUCAAAAUGAACGAUAAUGACGUAUUACUAGACACUCUAAGCUCCCUGCAAACCUUCGAGGAGGGGAGCAUGGAUCCAUUGAACGUCCCUCUGGAUAAGCCACGUCAUCUGGAAAAGAAACUGGUUUCCAAAGAGCUAGAGAAGGAAUCAGACGAAAGAAUGGAAGAUUUAAAUGACGCGUCGUCCAAACAAGAGGAACUUUUGCUGCACGUGUCCAACUUUGAUUGCUGGCUUCUCCACGGCUAUAUGAGAAAGAUUCGGCAGUCGGACAAGAGGGAGCUGCGCCAGCUUUUCUCCUGCUCUUUUCGCUGGCUACUGGAAACCUGUGCCGCAACCAUUGGCGUGGAAUGGGACGUGCUCUACGAGCAGCUGCUUAUCCUAGAGGUGAUGUUUCACCACAGCAUUGCGGACUGGAGCAAGCACAAAGAAGUGCUGUGUAUUCAACACAAUACACAAGCGAAGGACUACCGAGAGCUGUCUAGGACGUACAAGGAGUUCUGGUAGAUCAUGUACAUUUCAUAGGAAUAAAAAUUAACAAUUUUAAAUAUUGAUUUUUUAGCAUACAUACAUCUAAGGUAAAUAUAAUAUCGACCAUACAUUUAUCUAAUAUUACACUUUCUGUAAUGCCUAAGAAUAUUGUUCUCGAAGAUGAAUGAGAGUUUUGUUAUUUAAUAAAUAGAUUCAAACCUA